CGGUCCUUGUACAGAAGAAAGGACCUUAAUAUAUUCUGUGAGCAGCUGAUCAACUAUGGCUGGGCUGCAACCUCAGGAGGAUCCGUUGAAAAUGUCUUACAGAGAAAACUGGAAAGUGCAGCAUGAGAAGCUGCAUGUCAAGCACCGAGGUCAUGAGGCCAUGCAUGCCGAGAUGGUUCUGAUCCUCAUCGCUACACUUGUGGUCGCUCAAAUUGUGCUAGUCCAGUGGAAACAGAGACACUGCAGGUCAUACAAUUUGGUGACGCUGCUUCAGAUGUGGGUGGUGCCUCUGUACUUCACAAUAAAGCUUUACUGGUGGCGUUUUUUGUCAACAUGGGGCAUGUUCUCCGUCAUCACCAGCUACGUCAUAUUCAGAGCUACAAGGAAACCUCUUUCUGGUAGAACACCCAGGAUGGUGUAUAAGUGGUUCCUCCUCAUUUACAAGCUGAGCUAUGCUGUAGGUGUGCUCGGUUACCUUGCCAUCAUGUUUACUAUGUUUGGAUUCAAUGUUUUCUUUAGGAUCAAAGCAGAGGACUCCAUGGAUGUAGGUGUCAUCAUGCUGUUCUAUGGGCUGUACUAUGGAGUGAUGGGACGAGACUUUGCUGAAAUCUGCUCAGACUAUAUGGCAUCUACUAUUGGGUACUAUAACAUGGGUGGUAUGCCAUCUCGGAACCUGAGUCACGACAUAUGUGCUGUGUGUGGUCAGAAGACGUUUGUUGAUGUAGAUGAAGAGGGCAUCAUUGAGGACACCUACCAGCUCUCUUGCAAUCAUGUAUUUCAUGAAUUCUGUAUUCGUGGCUGGUGCAUUGUGGGAAAGAAGCAGACUUGUCCAUACUGCAACGAGAAGGUUGACCUCAAGAGAAUGAUGAACAACCCCUGGGAGAGAACCCACGUUUUAUACGGACAGCUGUUGGAUUGGCUGAGGUACCUGGUUGCUUGGCAGCCAGUCAUAAUCGGUGUUGUGCAUGGGAUAAAUUUUUCACUCGGCCUUGAGUAAAGUUGGAAUAUGUUGGAGGAUUUACUUUUGGAAUAUUUCUUUGUAAUUUAGAAGCUAUACAAAAUAGACCAUAGCUUUUAUACAUUAUAAUUUAUUUGAUACACACAAUGACAGCCACAUUAAUGGCCUCAUCCGUUCUCAGUACUCUGAAAAAUGAGUUACAGUGACUCAUAAGGAGACAUAUCUCUUGCACAUAAAACUUUGUUACUGUAGCUUUUUCUGAGUGGUUCUGAUCACUUCUAUCAGAGUUUUGCCUCAUCUUUUUUCCUGUGUGACUGUAACUCUCAGUGCCAUUACAGACAGUAGAUACUGUUGUUAGUUGAUUUUUGAUGAUAACCACUGUUAAAAGUCUGUCAUUAUGUAGUAUGUUUUGUCAUUUUUGAGGGAGUAUGGACCCUGCUGUCCUGUAAGUCCAUUUUAUUCAGGUUGUGUAAGGAUGCAGCACCGCUGUUGUGAAAGUCUAGAUUUGAGUAGUCUGGUGGGGCCAGAUGUGAUCUUGUGAUGACAGUACACAUCUGGAGACAAUCAUAAACAAUGCUGGCUUAAACAUGGAAUCAGGGGAGCUGAUUGAAAUAGCAAGUUGCUCUGCUGUACUUAGCAACUUGGCAGCACUAUCUAACCAAUAACAAGCUUUUUUUCCAUUAUACAUUUGUAUAACCACUUCACUAAGCACACCUCCUUGUUUCAAUGCCCAUAGUCCAUUGGGGCAGUCGUGGGCUGGAGGUUAGGGAACUGGCCCUGUGACUGGAAGGUUGCCGGUUCAAUCCCCAGCGCUGACGGUACGUGACUGAGGUGUC
This is a messenger RNA of Pygocentrus nattereri (red-bellied piranha), 1794 nucleotides long. It is a transcript of the gene rnf175, whose product is annotated as ring finger protein 175. Gene Ontology annotation, molecular function: ubiquitin protein ligase activity; metal ion binding. Lineage: Eukaryota; Metazoa; Chordata; Actinopteri; Characiformes; Serrasalmidae. The transcript is spliced from 9 exons. The record is from RefSeq and is a predicted model, not a curated record. Bases 56 to 997 code for a protein of 313 amino acids. Gene Ontology annotation, cellular component: endoplasmic reticulum membrane; Golgi membrane.